Messenger RNA from Fusarium proliferatum ET1, 1038 nucleotides. Its product is annotated as putative zinc-binding oxidoreductase. NCBI's taxonomy places the organism in Eukaryota, Fungi, Ascomycota, Sordariomycetes, Hypocreales, Nectriaceae. Gene Ontology annotation, molecular function: zinc ion binding; oxidoreductase activity. The transcript is spliced from 3 exons. The record is from RefSeq and is a predicted model, not a curated record. The coding region runs from base 1 to 1038 and encodes 345 amino acids.
AUGAAGGCUCUCGUCUACGCCGGCAAUGGCUCUGUCACCCUGCAGGAUCGUCCUGUCCCCAAGAUCGCUUCACCAACAGAUGCAAUCAUCAAAGUCACCAAGACCACCAUCUGCGGAACCGAUCUGCACAUCCGAAAAGGCGAUGUCGCUACCUGUGAGCCAGGAAGAGUUCUAGGUCAUGAAGGCGUUGGCAUUGUCCAUUCCGCAGGCCCGUCUGUUGCACGCUUCAAAGAGGGCGAUAGAGUUCUCAUCUCUUGCAUUUCAAGCUGCGCGACCUGUGAAUACUGUCGAAGAGGAAUGUAUAGCCAUUGCACCUCUGGUGGAUGGAUCCUUGGCAAUACAAUCGAUGGAACUCAAGCUGAAUAUGUCCGCAUUCCCCAUGCCGACUCGAGUCUCCACCCUAUUCCUGAUGGGGCAGAUGAGGCUGCGUUGGUAAUGGUCAGCGACAUCUUCCCAACCGGUCUUGAAGUUGGCGUUCUCAGUGGCAAAGUCCAACCUGGAGGGACUGUAGUUGUUGUUGGCGCUGGACCGGUUGGCUUGGCUGCUAUUAUCACUGCCCAGCUAUACUCACCGUCUAGGAUCAUCGCCGUUGAUAUGGACAAUGCAAGACUUGAUGUUGCCAAGAAGCUCGGUGCAACUGAAGCAGUCGUCAGCGGCCCAGACGCUGUCGCCCAAGUAAUGAAACUGACAGAUGGGAAAGGCUGUGAUACCGUCAUUGAGGCUGUUGGUAUUCCUGCUACUUUUGAGCUUUGUCAAAAGCUCAUCGCAGUUGGCGGCGUGUUGGCAAACGUUGGUGUGCACGGCACCAAAGUGGACCUCCAUCUUCAGGACCUAUGGAUCAAGAACAUCUCGAUCACUACGCAGCUGGUGGAUACUGUUACUACCCCCAUGCUGCUCAAGCUAGUGCAAUCUGGCAAGCUGCAACCCUCACAGCUGAUCACCCAUAGUUUCAAGCUGAGCGAUGUAGAAAAUGCUUACAAGACAUUUGGCGAAGCAUCGAAGCAUAACGCUCUGAAAGUACUUAUCGAGGUGGAUUAA